Cornus florida is the source of this 2515-nucleotide messenger RNA. RefSeq names its product long chain base biosynthesis protein 1-like. The transcript is spliced from 15 exons. The record is from RefSeq and is a predicted model, not a curated record. NCBI's taxonomy places the organism in Eukaryota, Viridiplantae, Streptophyta, Magnoliopsida, Cornales, Cornaceae. Bases 547 to 1998 code for a protein of 483 amino acids. Gene Ontology annotation, cellular component: endoplasmic reticulum. Gene Ontology annotation, biological process: sphingosine biosynthetic process; ceramide biosynthetic process. Gene Ontology annotation, molecular function: pyridoxal phosphate binding; serine C-palmitoyltransferase activity.
AUAGACUUGAUGAAGCACUACGAACAAAGGUCUUAUUUUGGUCAAGCGGUCGGAAGUUGUUUGAUAGUAGAACAACAAAUCUUUGACCAAUUCCAAGCCAUCUCAGAAAUAUCAGAUAUUUGUAAGUAAUUGCGAACGAAAUUGUAGACCUGCAAUGUGAAAGAAGUUGCAUCUAUCUGACUUUCAGCUUUGUUUAUUCCAAACCCAUAAAUACCUUCAUCGAUACAUCGUUGAAUAUCAUAUCAGUUAACACAGAUCGGUUUUCGCCCAAGACGUCGUGCGGCUCUCCCUGGCAUUUUCAUUGUUGUAUUCACCAUUUCCGGAAUCCGGAAAAAAAAACAGAAGCAGAAAUUGAAAGAUUUCAUGAGCACUUGAUUAUAGAGGACAUGAACCCUUUUAUUGCCUUUGGAGGCCUUCUGUGUUAAUUUAGCCCAUUCUGCUCUGUGGGUAUGUUGAUUGGGAACAGUGCAUGAGCUUAGGGAGAAUGCACUAGAAGGAAACGUGUAGUUGAUCUUGUUUGUAUGCCACAUUGAGAUAUUGAAAACAAUGGCAUCAGCUGCAGUGAAUAUGGUGAAGACUACAUUAGACUUGGUGACAUUAACAUUUGAUGCUCCUUUUGCUCGAGCUGUUGUUUUUGGAGUGCCCAUUGGAGGGCAUCUAUUUGUGGAAGGUCUCCUUCUAGUGGUUAUCCUCUUUCUACUUUCCCAGAAAAGUUAUAAGCCACCUAAACGGCCAUUAACAAAGAAGGAAAUAGAUGAGCUAUGUGAUGAAUGGGUUCCAGAAUCCCUUAUUCCUCCUAUUACAGAAGAGAUGCAAGGGGAACCCCCUGUAUUGGAAAGUGCUGCAGGGCCGCAUACAGUAAUCAAUGGCAAAGAAGUUGUGAAUUUUGCUUCAGCAAAUUACCUUGGAUUAAUAGGAAAUGAAAAAUUACUUGAGUCAUGUACUUCUGCAUUGGAGAAAUACGGUGUUGGUUCUUGUGGUCCUCGUGGGUUCUAUGGAACAGUUGAUGUUCACCUUGAUUGCGAGGCCAGAAUAGCAAAGUUUUUGGGAAUUCCUGAUUCAAUUCUCUAUCCCUAUGGACUCUCCACCAUGUUCAGUGCAAUUCCAGCUUUUUGUAAAAAAGGAGAUAUUGUGGUUGCGGAUGAGGGUGUUCACUGGGGCAUACAGAAUGGUCUUCAUUUAUCUAGAAGUACAAUUGUAUAUUUUAAGCACAAUAACAUGGAGUCUCUACAAAAUACUCUGGACAAAGUUAUUCACGAAAACAAACGAGCUAAGAAGCUCAGACGUUACAUUGUGGUUGAAGCUGUGUACCAGAAUUCUGGCCAAAUUACUCCAUUAGAUGAGCUCAUCAGACUGAAGGAGAAAUAUAAGUUCCGUGUUUUAUUGGAUGAGAGCAACUCAUUUGGUGUGCUUGGCUCUUCUGGAAGAGGUCUUACUGAACACUAUAAGAUUCCGAUUGAGAAGAUAGACAUCAUAACUGCUGCCAUGGGACACGCGUUGGCCACUGAAGGAGGAUUUUGCACUGGAAGUGCCAGAGUUAUUGAUCAUCAACGUCUCAGCAGUUCUGGUUAUGUAUUUUCUGCUUCUCUGCCCCCAUACCUAGCAAGUGCUGCAAUUACUUCUUUUGAUGUCCUGGAGGAAAAUCCUGAUCUGAUCACAAAACUGAAGAAAAAUAUUGCCUUUCUAUGCAAAGGUUUGUCAGAUAUCCGAGGCCUUGAGAUUGCUAGCAGUCCAGAAUCCCCUAUUGUAUAUCUCAGACUAAAGAAGCCCUCGGGUUCUAUAAAGAAUGAUCUACAACUGCUUGAAGAUAUUGCUGAUCGUGCAUUGAGGGAGGACUCUGUUUUUGUGGUGACUUCCAAAAGAUCAACGCUGGAUAAAUGCCGUCUGCCUGUGGGAAUUAGAUUGUUUGUCUCUGCUGGUCAUUCAGAAUCCGAUCUGUUGAAAGCAUGCGAAUCAUUGAAAAGAGUCACAGAUUUGGUGUUGACUGGUUGUGAUUGAAUGUUGCAUACCAGAUAUCAUGCUUUUAGUGGUAUAUUCCUCUAAGAUCUCUUGUGGCCAACAAAGAAAUGAGCGAAAGAUGUUACUGGGAUUUUGCCCUAUAUAGCUCAUAGAUUAUUUCGAACUGUAUUUUUUGUAACUGUUCCUUCACUUAAAAGGGCAGUAAGGCGGAAAUGACGUACCGUUUGAGCUAAUGGCAAGCUAAAAUGUGUUGGAAGUUGAGUUGUGGACAUGUUUUUGGUUUCACAAAUAUUACGUGCUGAUAUUCGUGUUAUCUUGAAAAUUACUGUUUGUACAACACAACUUUAGGUAUUGUCUCUUCCGCUAGACUUCUUGUUAGAUGAAAUGUCUUCCGUGAAUAUAUUCCAUAGCUCACUGGAUUGAUUCGAGUGUACAUUUGUUUAUUUUUUGUGUUAGUGUGCUUUUUCGUUCUUCCUUUUAUUGUACCAAAUAUAUUUAUCAUAUUUUGUUCUUGGAUUGCUGUGUCUUUGACAAAUAAAUAUGUUCUAUUUCUUUU